CUCCACUGUCCAUAAUCCCCGGAUUCUGCCGUCAACCCUCCCGUCUAACUGUCAGUUUCAAUGUGGGGGAUGCCUUUUCCGUCAAGUGAAUUUGGUCUUGUUGACGGUAUUUCGUAUCCUAGACCUCCAGACAUUCGCCCGUACUUCCCCGGCACCAUCGACCUUUGAUACUCCCCUCCGCGACCACCGUCCCCUAUAGCUAGCUAGCUUCCAAUCUUCUGGUGAUUGGUAUCACUGGAGCUCUCUGAAACCAUAUUGUCAUCGCAUUCUUGAAAGGGUUUAUUCUCUUUCCCUGCAUCCGCUUUGCCGGUCAAGGCAUGUUGGCACUGUCUUUCGGCGCCGCUCUCAUUCAAGACUAGCACAUGCUAGUCGAGUUUCUUUGCGAUAUCACAUACUUGCCUUCUCUCGCCCCCCUCCACCAUCAUCGCCAUGGAUCCAAACAGGUCGGGGACACAUAAUGGCCAGAAUAGUCCGCAGCCUGGCCCCUUUGGCUAUUCUUUUCUCUCCCCUACAGAUACCCCAUUCGAACCUGCUCCUGCGCCACCUCCCGGGCCGGCGCUCUUGGAUCAAGAUGAAUCAUUGAUGCUGGAUAACUUCUUUACUACGAUGAACUCCAAUCAGCUCUCCAGUGACUUUUGGCUGCAGAGUCAAUCGAAUAAGCCAUUUGGCACCGCCAAUUUCGACUUCUCAGACGAACUCCUCCCCCCGACUUUCGAAGGGUCGACGACCUCUCUUUCAUCACAACCCUCCCUCUCUCAUCGCAGCAUAGACAAACCGCUCAUGGACGUAAUGCCGGGGAACCUGAGUGCCAACUCAGAUAUAUUCGCGGCUGCUUCCAUGCUAUACCAUAAUGGGAUACACGGGGCCGAUUUCAAUACCAACUUAGGAUCUCAUUCAUACCCAUCCCCUGACAUAGAUUUCAACAGCCUCAGAAUGUCCACUCAUGGCAAAUUCCAACCGCAACCCAGCCAUGUGCCCUUGAAACAACCCAACAGCUCAUCCCGUCCUCGGUUACCCCAUGGGUACCACACCUCAGAGAUGCUCUUCGAUGUCCGUGAACCGAUAUCUCCGGAGCAACAGCAGACCGCCAAGGUUCGUCCACUGCAUUGGGGCUCGGAUGAAAGUUUUGUGGAUCAAGGAUACAUUGCACCGCCGGAUCAGCCAGAUGAAGAGCAGCGCACGAAAGAGCUGCUCGGUCACUUGGCAUGCUUCGAAGCCCAAAGCAGUGCUGCAAACACUCGAGCGCCGAGCCCAGUGCGCAUCACCGGAAACUAUGAUGCAACAUGGACUGAUACAGAUGCGGCUGGACAACUCAGCAACUUGCGCAGAGAGUUUAAGGACAGCAUGGAAGAUCUUUCCCAACCCAAGAAGAAGCAAAGAGUAUUGGUCAAGGAGGAAGAAGACGACGAAAACUCAGACGAGGAAAGCUCGCGGCCACGAUCGAAAAAGUCCAAGGCUUCGUCAUCAAGGCGAAUGUCACAUGAUGCCGUUCGGAAACCAAGGCUUUCCCAAGGUCCAAAGCCCGCACGAGAGAACCUGACCGAAGAACAAAAGAGAAGCAACCAUAUUCUUUCGGAGCAAAAGCGAAGAAACUUGAUCAGACAAGGGUUCGAUGAUCUGUGCACCCUUGUUCCUGGCCUAAAAGGCGGUGGUUUUAGCAAAAGCGCAAUGCUCACGCAGGCGGCUGACUGGUUGGAAGAAGUAUUGCGCGGCAAUGACAUUCUCAAAGCACAGCUAGCGGAGUUAAAGGCCAUGAAUGGUUUGGUGAUGCCUCGGUAGUCACCUCAAUUAUGCGACCAUGAUCAUCUCUCUUAUUCUAUCAAAAGCAUGGGCUGAUCUUCACCCAUUUGUACAUUGGAGCAGUUCAGCGAUCUUCUGGAAGGAUGCGCAUUGUUCAAACGGUUAUGCAGGCGUUUGUUUUUACGGCCACCCGUCUUGAUUUCUACAACGACCAGGGUUUGAUGUGCCAACGCACCUGGUUGCAGUCACAUUAAAAAUCCCGGCCUAUUACAUGUCACCCCAUAAUACCCACUUGGAUUGGCGAUAAUGGUUUAAUUUCCUAAAUACCACAUAGUAUCUAGUUUGAUGCAUGCAU
Aspergillus costaricaensis CBS 115574 is the source of this 2095-nucleotide messenger RNA. RefSeq names its product basic helix-loop-helix domain-containing protein. Gene Ontology annotation, molecular function: protein dimerization activity; DNA-binding transcription factor activity, RNA polymerase II-specific; RNA polymerase II cis-regulatory region sequence-specific DNA binding. The record is from RefSeq and is a predicted model, not a curated record. Gene Ontology annotation, biological process: regulation of transcription by RNA polymerase II. NCBI's taxonomy places the organism in Eukaryota, Fungi, Ascomycota, Eurotiomycetes, Eurotiales, Aspergillaceae. Bases 430 to 1779 code for a protein of 449 amino acids. The transcript is spliced from 2 exons.